Carassius auratus (goldfish) is the source of this 2801-nucleotide messenger RNA. Its product is annotated as mucin-1-like. The transcript is spliced from 8 exons. The record is from RefSeq and is a predicted model, not a curated record. Bases 452 to 1264 code for a protein of 270 amino acids. NCBI's taxonomy places the organism in Eukaryota, Metazoa, Chordata, Actinopteri, Cypriniformes, Cyprinidae.
GAAAAGUAGUUUCUCAUUGUUGGAAGGGUGUUUGCAUGGCACCACAUCCUGUGCAGUGAGGUGAGCUGUGCCCCUCUGGUGAGUCAGUCACAUUAACCCUGGUUAAACACAGUGAGCACGCAGCGUUUGACGUAAGCACAUGUCACAGCAGUGCAGAGCGAGCAGGACAAACAGAACGGCUUUGACAGCAGUCCACAGGUCUCAGUGGAAAACAAUAGAAAAAGAGGGUAUUGGGUUAAACAAAAGAGUGAGUAUGAUUCAACAUCCGUUACUAAGCCCCGCCUCCAUCCACGACUGAUUGACAGCUGACAUUGUGUCUCUGGAUGAAAGCUGUGCGAAUAAAGGCUCCCGCUUCAGUUACCAUCAGUACCUCUCUAAAGACCGUCACAGAAGCUCUUCAGCCAGAGGAACACCUCUCAGUCAAUUCAGUUCCCAUUUCUCUUUCUUCAGCAUGAGGCACAUCACAUUAUACUACACUGGGGCUGCAUUCCUCUUCUUGCUGUUCUCUGCAACAGGUGCUGAGCCCUACACUAUUGUAAGGAUUUUGGAGGGCCUCCAGGCAGAGCCCCAGACCUCCCCUUCACCCCUGAACUCAUUCUCCCUCUGCAUGGAGAUCAAGAACCGCGUCUUCAGCGACGCUCUCCUCAACUCAACCUCACAGCAGUACAAGCAGAUGUAUGCUGAGGUCGCUGGAGUUCUGGACAUCGCCUUUAACUGCUCUGACUGUGACACAAGAGACACCUACAGAGGAGUGACAAACAUACAGUUCAGUAACGGGUCUGUGAUCGCAAACUGUACCAUCCAGUUCCAGACUAUUUUCAUCAACCAUGUUAUGCUCAAGCAUUUGUUCCUGAGGGCCAUAGAUAAUAAGACUUUCGUCAACGGUCUUGCAGUCAACAGACAGUACACAGCUGAAAUAGUCGCACCUGCCUGGCUUUUUUCAAAGUCAACCACUUUUGCAGAAUCUAGUGCUGAGGGUCUUCCUGGGUGGGCCAUUGCAUUGCUAGUGCUAGCAUGCAUCAUCAUACUGCUUAUGUUCCUCGUCUUACUACUGUUAUGCUUUUGGUGCUGUAGGAGAAAAGCUAAAAAGGAAGAAACACAAACCAUUGCUCCGUAUGAGAGAACGUCUUACAAAGAACAUCUUUCUGAUCCCACAUAUCUGUCACACACACCUGAGAAGAGGCCCAACUACCAGAGCAUGGGAGAACCAGAAGCACAACAUGACAACCGAGCCGGGAUCUACAUGAUGAAUCCUCAGAGAUGAAAACCACAACACUGCUAUAAGAGAGAGGCGUGGAGGAACCCAUGCUAUGAAGGUCAGGAUGGUAAAGUGGCUUCUCUCAUAGAAGAUGCUGUUUUUCUAAAAAUGUGGACUUGUCAACAUUACUAUGUGUAAUCUAAGUAUUAUACACAACUGGACUGAACUAUUUCUGUGCUUUUUCUGAAGCACAAAUAUGGGCAUUUGGGUCUGUGAACUUUUGCAUCUCUUACUCUAUUUCUGUUUUACUUUGCUCACGGCGCAUACUCUUCAACAGUACGCAGAUAUGUUGUGCACGCUCUAUAUCACUUCAUCAUUAAUAACCCGCACAAGAAAUAUGAGCAUACAUACCCAGUUCUGUCGUCAGUCAUGCAAUCUCCAAAAAGAUGAUUAAAGCUGCAAACUUUGCAUGCAAGAACGUCGCUCAAAUGCAUGUACUAAAACAUAUUCUAUAAUUCGAGAAUAACUGUGUAUUUUUAUUUGUAAUUUAACGCAUAGAUAAAUGUGAGCACAGUGCACUUAUACUAGUAUAAGUGUACUGUGUUCACAUUUAAUUGUGCAUUAAAUUACACAUUUUACAAAUCUAGUAGAAUAUAUAUGAUAAUGGAAAUUGAAAUGCAUAAAAUAACAAAUUUUAUAUCCUGGCAUUUAUGUCUAAUGUUGACUUCCAUUUCCCCAUCUUUCUUGCGUGUCUUAUCCAUUAGUAUGCAAUAUUGGAGAGCAAGCAUUUGGGAGUUUUGAGAAGUUGAAUGAGCAAUAAAGCUAUAGUGGGCCCCUUUAUAAAAUACCUGGAGGUGGGGAAUAAUACAAAAAUUGUCAUAUUCACUGAGUAUGACUUGAUCUAAUUCACUAUUAUCUCAAUUACAGCUUAUUAGAAAUUAAUUGUACUUAGUUGUGUUUUUGGAAAGAAAACAUUUCAGUACAUUAUAGUCAAACACAUUUUUAUAUUGAAAUAAUGAAGAUUUCUGUGCCACCCCAGACUGGUUGCUGGCCCCUCCCUGGCCACCCCGAUGAAAACAUCCUGGCUCCGCCACUGCAUAAGACCGGGGCUAGUUGUCACAUUCUAUACUUCACUAAAUAGGUUAGGUUUAUAUUUUCAAGAAAGCCUUUGAACAUUUGCACUGUUUCAAAAAUAUUUCAUUUAAAGUGUACUUUAUUUUGAUAUUCAGUGGUGUGACUGAAAUUUCAGACAGUAAAACAAUUAUAAAACAGAAUAAUUUUUUGACUGAAGGAUUUGCAUAUGUGACAUUUUGCCCCGGUCUCUUUUACUGUAUAUCGAAGGCUACUGUAGAAGAGUAGGUCUCCUAAAUUGAAAUAUUUUAUUUUUGAUACUGCAUGUGAUGGGGUCUGGUGUCUCCAGAUUACAAGUCUAUCAAUUCAUAAAUGCCUUUUGAUUUGUCAUUUGCAUUUGUGUUAAUUGUAUGGUCAUUUACACUUAUUAAUACACUUUCUGGGGGUAGAGCUGUUGUAUUCGAUGCACAAUACUUCAGCAAAACAAUAUUGUACCAGGUACAUUAUAAAUAAAUAAACUGUAUCCAAUGUA